AUGCGUCUCUCCUUCGUCGCUGCUGUCACCGGCCUUCUUGGCCUCGCCUCGGCCCGAAUCGAGGGCUUCGCCGUCCCGAAAACUAUCAAGCCAGGAGAGAGCUUCGACGCCGUUCUCAUGGGAUAUAACUAUAUCCAAACCGUCGCUGAGAUCGCGGCCGCGUUCGGCGUGCAGCCCGGUCAGGGAUAUCCGGGUGCCAUUGGAACGUCUCUCGGUUCUGUGUAUCUGGGCCCUGCAAACUCAAACAAAAUCGGAAACCUCUCUUUCCCCGUGACGAUUCCGGCAGACACAGCAAAGGGACAGGCAAGCGUGUCGGCAGCCCUCUUCCAGAUCUAUGGUGCUUCCGGCUCGCCCAGCGUUGAGAUCUUCAAUUUGACUGUUACCCUGGGUGAUGUGACGAGCACAGAAUAUGUCAGCACCGACCAGCCUCAGUAG
This is a messenger RNA of Monascus purpureus, 435 nucleotides long. NCBI's taxonomy places the organism in Eukaryota, Fungi, Ascomycota, Eurotiomycetes, Eurotiales, Aspergillaceae. The record is from the annotation of a GenBank genome assembly.